Desarmillaria tabescens is the source of this 1518-nucleotide messenger RNA. RefSeq lists its product as uncharacterized. Bases 1 to 1518 code for a protein of 505 amino acids. Lineage: Eukaryota; Fungi; Basidiomycota; Agaricomycetes; Agaricales; Physalacriaceae. The transcript has a single exon. The record is from RefSeq and is a predicted model, not a curated record.
AUGGAUCAACUCCCAUUCGCCCCAUCACAGGAGGAGACCACCGAGCUCAACCUGAUGGGUCAGAACAGGACCUCCAGGCCCAAUAUCCCGGAAGUCCACAAUUUGCUGCUGGAUACUGGAAGGAUACCAAAGGAUCCUGGGAUGAUCCCAAUACCUCCAUCGCCUCCAACAUCCAACAGUUCUACACCGACGAGUACAACCGACUCAUCAAAGUCCGAACUCUGGAAGAGGGUAGUAGAAGCGAUGGUGGCGAGGGACAUGCGAUCAAAGAAACAGAGUGGCGAAGAACCACCUUCGAAGGAAUCGUUAAUCCUUUCCUCCCUACCUGGGGAAAGGAAUGAGAAGGGGGAUGAACCACAGUCAGAAAAACCGACGCAGGAGGACAUCGAAGAGAUGAAUCUCCAGAGUCAUUCGGAAAGGCCAGACCAAUGCUCCAUGCCUCAGAGCUCAACGGGGGAAUCUACUCCCCCACCGGAACUCCAAGAGAGGCAUGGGGAGUCCACACCGAGUCAGGAGAUCAAUUACCAGACUCAUACCUCAAGGGAGAUAUCUCCCGCUGGAGCCCAGACAUCGGCUCCUCCUGUGAGGCAGAAGUCAUCCAGCUCGAAUCCGAAGUUGCCUCAAAGAGAUCCGCUUGCCUCUGUAGCCGGGUAUAUCAAUGGUAUCACCAAAUCGCUCUACAACUCGCAUGCAGAAUCCACCAAAUGGCCAGGAAAGAAAGAGGAGUGGCCAAGGAAAAAGGGAUACUGGAUUGGGGAUCGCUCUUUCCAGUGGAUUCCUGGAUCACCCCUGAAGAAGGAUCCUGGGACCUACCCCCCAUGCACUCCGACUCAACCGCUGACGACACCUGGCACUCAAUUGCCGGGGACGGCUGGGAAUCCCCCUGGCCAGACACCUCAUAUGAGGCCAUAUGGCCCAAUUCCAUGGCUCGAACGGCCAUCAACGAAGACCUAUGGGACUCACUUUCCACCCCUGUACUCCUGGGAAGGGAAUACCGAACAAUCCCGGAAGAAGAAGAAGAAAGUGAAGAUAGCGAUACCCCCACUGACACCUCCUCUGAUACGGACGAAACCGUCCAUGUCCUUGGUGCUGAAUUUCAGCACUGAAGACAUCUUCAAUACAAAGAAACCAGGAGGAGACUGGACCAAACCGCACCUACCAACUGAGGUGUUUUGGACCACGUUGCUUGACCCCGAACUAGGAAAGAGAGUCCCCUCUCUUUCCCAAUACAGAGGCACGUCGCACCCCGAAGUAACAGAUGAAGGAAUGGACAUGGACUGUCUCAAACGAGAAAGGCGAUGUUUCCGGUGUGGACACACUGGACAUAUCCAGAAGAGUCGUAAAUGUGAUCUGCAAAAAGAAUGGUUCACCAAGGAUGCCGAUGAGCGGAGAAACUGCUUCGCAUGGCAACAGCAAAUGGGAUUCAUGGAGGGACAAUGCCUUCGUUGUGGAUUCCCUGGACAUACUAGACAGGAUAACCAAUGCCCAUCUGACAGGUCCCAAUGGCGCUCUGCUUGA